GGCGUGGUCUCGCACUACACGGGGCGGGGUUUACGCAGAUUCGGAAAGAAGGUCCGCCAAAUUCAAAAUCUCAGCAAGAGAAGAGGAGCUUUACUACAGCGAGGACUGAAAACCCGACACGUUCCCAUCAUGUCGUCAGCUAUCGUGAACAGUGUGAAUGGCCUUAGCUCCACGGUGUCUGGGAUGUGGCGUUCCCACAGCGCUCUCCCCGAGUCAGACCCCGAGAGCUCCCCUGAGGCAGCGCAGCAGUUUCGGAAGCUACGCUCUUCCAGCUCGCUCAACUCCCUGCGCAUGUCUCUGAGGAAGAGACUUCCUCUGAAGCCCGUGCAGCCCGCCAACAACAUCCCGGCGAAUACCAACGGCGAGGUGUUUCAGAACGGCAAGAAGACGAGCACCGUUACCCAGAUCAAACGCACUGCCAAGAACACCAUUGGCAACGCUUAUCAGAAGUUUCAAAAGAGCACACUGUCACGUGAGGAGUGCCUGGUGAGGACGCCUGUUCAAAUCAUAGAAGGAGAAGAGAACGAGUGCGAUCCUGCGUCUGCACGUACCCCUAAACGGCAAGCCACAACCCCCAGGCGCACACCAAGAUCAGCCGCAAAGCGUACCCCGCGAGCUGCAGGCACCCCGGAGCCCAGCGAGUCGGCCGUGAGGGCGGUGAAGACGGGAGGAACCAGGAGGCAGCUCGUACGCAUGGCAGCGUUGAGGAGCCCUUUUGCAUCUCCCAACACGCGGAACCGUCGCAGGCAAUUCGAUCAAGAGCUGGACAGUGUAUCAAAAGGCCUCAGGAAAUUAAAGAGACUCUCUCAGGCCUUUGAUGAAGUCAUUGGGAGAGAUGAGCGGACCGAGGCCAUGGAGCAUUACAGAACAGUGAUGGCUCAGAGCUACGGCUCCAGCUCCAAUCCGGGUAGCAGCACGACGGGGAAAUUAAACCGAUCCUUCAUCCGCCAGCAGAGGCGACGAAUCCGCCACAGAGUGGGCAGCUGGACCGACAGCGCGCUCUCAAACCUCCGCAAAACCACACAAACAUGACGCUCUCUUUUUUUUAAACAAAACCAUUUUUAUACCGCGUCUACGUCCGUCACCAUUAGUCAUGAUUUCUCACCGUCAUUGUUUUUUCUUUCAACGUACCUGUCAGUGUAAUCUGUCAGAUUAAGCAGAAUUUUUACUUACCUAUCCAACUGUUGUCAUGCUGCUUACAAUUCAAAGGUCACGGCUGUCGGUAUCGCGGGAAAGCCAUCGGAACGUUACGUGUCUGAAGGUCCAGACAACAAUGUUACGGUUCUUCCUUUCAUUUCUGUUUAAAACUAACACUACAGUGAACGUAGCGAGACCAGUUUCAUGUUUACUAACGCCUAACUAGUUUCUAGUUCUAUAUUAUUCACUAUCUUUUAGACUCCACCUUGUACCGAGGUGUUAGGAGGCUCUGACUGACUAACUCAUCUUUUGUUAGCACACACUAGCUGCAUCCUGUCAUUUAACGGCGUGGUCCAGAGGGAGAAAACGAUGCAACGUCUGAAAACGCAAAAUUACCUUUGUUUAAAAAAAAAAGCAAAAAAACAAACAAACCAUGAUGUUGACUGUGAACUAUGGGUUUUAUGCGCUUUUUCUCAGAACGCUAAGCAUUCUUUCAGAAAUGUUUCUCUUUUGUAUACUUAAAUAAAACAUUUUAAAUAAA
Messenger RNA from Ictalurus punctatus (channel catfish), 1678 nucleotides. RefSeq lists its product as uncharacterized. Lineage: Eukaryota; Metazoa; Chordata; Actinopteri; Siluriformes; Ictaluridae. The record is from RefSeq and is a predicted model, not a curated record. The transcript has 5 exons. The coding region runs from base 130 to 1032 and encodes 300 amino acids.